AUGGCGAUGUUGACUGGCCGUGUGCUGCUGGUGUGUGCCCUCUGCGUGCUGUGGUGCGGUGCUGGCGGUGCUCAUGCUGAGGAUGAUGCAGGUGUAACUUCACCUGGUGCCUCUGCGAGUGACGGAAAAAGUUUUCAGGAACCACCACCAAUUGUACAAGGAGGAUCACACAACUCAGUUUUAACAGCAUCAGAUGUUAAUGAACAAACCGAUGAAACAGAUAAAGAAGUCCUUUUGACAAAAGAAGUAGCUGGUUCUGAUGAAGUACCACAAACAUCAGGAGAAGAAAUUCCACCACCAUCACCAUCGCCAAAGAAAUCAAAAGGAGGAGGAGGACCACCACAAGAAGAUGAUUUAAACCUGGAAAAAGUAGAUGAAAAUGUAAUGCAACCUGAAAAGCAACGCCGAGUAGAAGAAGGACUAGAAACGCUUGGUGAUGGUGAAGCGGGAGUAACCAAACAGAAUGAAGGAAUUGGAGUACAGUCGCAAGAUCACGAAACUCCAUUCCAAGAAGAGGAUACAAUAAAUGGAGAAGGACAUCAACAGACGCAUGGAAAAGACCAACAAACAAAUGUUGAAGACAUACCACCACGUAAAUCUGCGGGAGAUUAUUCUUCGGGAGAACACAAAGGCAAUGAUGGUUCCAAUGAAAAAGAAGAAAAAGAAGGGGAAGAAGGUGUUGAGGGUCGUGAAAGACAUCGGACUCAGGAGAGAGAGGAGGCUGCACAUGUCUCAGGUGCCCCGAAAGUAAACUCAACUGAUAUUCAGCAGGAAGUCCAACGCACACAUGCAGGAGAAACUCCGACAGGAAUCAAACAAAAAGCUGGAGAAGAAAAGGAUGAUGAAACAGAAGAGGAACGAGAGGAACAAAAGAAACAAAAUCAAGAGAAUCCUCCAGGCAAAGUACAAGAAACCAUAACUGGUGCAAACGCCACUAAUCAACUAAACACGAUGCCUGGCGACAAUGACGGCAGCACCGCGGCCUCCCACACCACCUCCCCUCUUUUUCUUCUUCUUCUUGUUGUUGCGUGUGCGGCUGCUGCGGUGGUGGCCGCGUGA
Messenger RNA from Trypanosoma cruzi, 1059 nucleotides. RefSeq names its product mucin-associated surface protein (MASP), putative. NCBI's taxonomy places the organism in Eukaryota, Euglenozoa, Kinetoplastea, Trypanosomatida, Trypanosomatidae. Bases 1 to 1059 code for a protein of 352 amino acids. The record is from RefSeq and is a predicted model, not a curated record. The transcript has a single exon.